Molecule: messenger RNA, 3253 nt
Organism: Xenopus laevis (African clawed frog)
Lineage: Eukaryota; Metazoa; Chordata; Amphibia; Anura; Pipidae
Product: metal transporter CNNM3-like
Exons: 8
Coding region: 1-2454 (817 amino acids)
Source: RefSeq, a predicted model, not a curated record
AUGGGGGCUGUGGACCCCGACACCUCUAGAGCCCCAGAUGCCCUAAAUGGCAAUCCACGCCCUCUGCCGCGCCUCCUUCUUUUUAUAGGCUCUAGUUAUUCACUCGGCUUCUCACUGGAGGAGCGAAAGCGGCGGCUUCCAUCUGAUUGGUCGAGGGGUCAAACGCAUAGAAGAGGCUGUUCUGCCUCCACCAACAUGGCGGCAGCCGUGGUUGGGUUGCUGCUUCUGGCCGGGUUCGGUGACACCGGGUUGGCUUCAGCGCAAGACGUUGGCGGUAUUGAAGCUCGGGUGUUAGGACUGCGGCUGGAGGAGGGAAGUGGCGUGUCAAUGAGUGGCGGAGUGAUCAGAGCUCGCCCUGGUUCUUCCUUCCGCCUCCGUCUUUAUGGAUCGGGGCUACGAAAUGACACCUGGCCCUGGGUAUCUAUUGGCAGCCCCACAAACAAGACUUGUUCCCCAGGGCCAGACUCGCCCCUCCAACUGCUGGAAGAGUUCCGAGUGUGUAGCGAGCACUCAGGUCUGGUCACUGUGCGGGCUGUGAAUGAGAGGAAGGACCGAGGCCUCAUGUACCCCCUGUGCACCCGCAAAGGAAACAGCUGGGCCCCAUUCCCCGGCGGAGACACACUCAUUACAGUCCUGGAGGCUGGUGAGGAAGAGGAGAAGCCGCCCUGGCAAGGAGAUGAACCACAGUGUACCAUGGGCUCCUUCAGCUCCAGCUUGUUUAGUUUUAGGGAUGAAGUUUCCCCAGUAGAACCUUCUGAAACCGCUGCAAGGCAUUAUUUGGCUUCCUGGCUCCUGGCUCUUCUUAUUGUCUUGUGUGUCCUUCUGUCUGGCUUGCUCAGGGGGCUUCAGCUCAGCACUCUAAUCCUGGAACCCCCAGAGCUUGGCCUGUUGCGAGAUUGGGGAAGUCCCAGUGAAAGACACGGGGCCACUCGGUUGGACCCCCUCCGGACGCGCUGGGGCGGCUACACACUGAUCUCCAUGCUGGCCCUGUGCUGCCUUACUAACUCUGCAGUGGCCGUUCUGCUGUACCAUGCUAUAGGUUCACUACCUGCAGCCAUAUUCUCAGCAGCUGGAUUGCUUUUAUUGGCUGGUGAGGCGCUACCAGCUGCAGUAAGUUCUCGCUGGGGGCCCGUCCUAGCUCCCAAGUGCCUAUGGCUUACACAUUUCUUCCUGCUCCUGGCAGGGCUCCUCUCAUUCCCUAUGUCAUGGCUUUUAGAGACAGCGUUUGGGCAGGAUCCAAGCUGCAGCCGACUAAGAGUCCGUAUCUUGGAAAUGGCCCGAUGUGGAGACCCCUACAGUGAAUUGGUGAGGGAUGAAUUCAGCAAGGGGGCCCUAAGGAAUAGGACCGUAGAGGAUAUUCUAACUCCGGUGGGUAAAUGUUUUAUGCUUCCCAGUGAUGCUUUGUUAGACUUCAACACCAUGUCCAGCAUCAUGGAGGGUGGCUAUACCCAAAUCCCAGUAUAUGAGAACGAGCGCUCCAAUAUUGUGGAUAUCCUUUAUGUCAAGGACCUGGCUUUUGUGGACCCACAAGACUGCACUUCACUGAGCACCAUCACUCGCUUUUACAGCCAUCCUGUCCACUUUGUGUUCAGUGAUACCAAGCUGGAAGCUGUGCUGGAGGAGUUCAAGAAGGGCAAGUCCCACAUGGCCAUCGUACAGAAAGUGAACAACGAGGGAGAAGGAGAUCCGUUCUAUGAAGUUAUGGGACUGGUGACCCUCGAAGAUGUCAUAGAGGAGAUCAUAAAAUCAGAAAUUUUGGAUGAGUCAGAGGACUGCAGGCACAAAGUAAAAAAGAAGAGGCAGCCAGUACAGCCAAUAGUAAUACCCCGUGGUGGGGAUGACUUGUCCUUCUUUAGAAGCUCAGAAGCCGAACAGAAGGUUAAAAUGUCGCCCCAGCUUCUGCUGGCAACACAGCGCUUUCUGACUCAGGAAGUGGAUCUAUUUGGUACCUCCAGGGUUUCAGAGAAAGCCCUCUUAAACCUACUAAAGCUCCCAGGAGUCACCCAGGAGGUGAAGUUUGAUGACAGCGAUCGUCUGUGUCCUGAGCAUUUUCUAUACCUACGCAGCCAGCCUGUGGAUUACUUCAUUCUAAUUCUGCAGGGUACGGUGCAAGUGGAAAUUGGAAAAGAAGGGCUGAAGUUUGAGAAUGGAGCAUUCACCUACUAUGGUGUAGCUGCACUGAGUCCCUGUCUGUUAGGUCAUCAGUCCCCUGGUAUUCAAAACAGUCCUACAGAUUCCAGUUUCUACUAUCCAGACUACACUGUGAGAGCCUUGAGUGACUUGCAGAUAGUCAAGGUUAAUAGGCUGCAGUAUCUGAAUGCAGUGCGGAACUCCCACUCACACACCAACACCCAGUCUCCAGACAGCGUGGAGCUGAAGAUCCUGCCCAACAGCCAAAUGCAGCUGCUGAAUAACCGCAACAUGGAAUCAGGUAUGAAACAGCCCAUUACUUAAUCUCACACAUGUAACCGCUUUCCUUUUCUUGCAUCAUGUUCACGUUGUUAAAUGUAGAAACCAAUAGUGUUUGUACAUUCUAGAAAUAACCGUGUAUUCGGAUGGGCUGCUGAGUGUCAGCUAAAACUACCACUGGCAUACGCUGCAGGAUAUCCUAAGCUGUGGGAACCCUGAAUUCUGACUUACUUUUGGUCAGUGAUGGAUUAUAAUGCACUUUAAGGAAAAAGUCCCAAUGUAAAAACGUUUAUUGUCUCACCAGUAAUAUGUGGGGCCUGGAUGCCCCAGACCUACAGCUUGAAGUGGAGCUAUCCAAUCAAAAGAGAAAACGGCAGGCAUUCACAUAUCUCACAAACAGGCUUGUAAAAGAACUGAGAACUUUAUUUAGGCCACAAAGUAGAUCAACACAUAGCCUUAUGCGUUUCAUGCCAAUAGGCACUUAAUCAUAGGCUGUGCUGUACAGUAAUGAAUAACAACCAUAGAGACUAAAGCAAUGAUGUAAUUGGUCUGGCUUCCCCUGUCUGCUAAUAACAUAGUCAUUGAGUGGCCCUCCUUUUUUAUUUAAAGCAGAAAUAUCCUAGCAGGCCCUUUGCUGUUGGCUGUUUAAUCAUAACCUCAUAAGACAAUAGUGGUACCUAACAGAAUAAUAAAUUUUUUGGGGAUUUUCCCAGGAUCCACAUGCAAGAAAUAAUUUGAGCUGAAGUCUUGUUCGAUAUCCCAUACAUGAACAGGAAACCUGCUACUUUAAAGGAACAGUUUGUGUGAAAUAAAAACUGGAUAAAUAGCCUGUCCUGCUUUUCAG